Linnemannia hyalina is the source of this 2073-nucleotide messenger RNA. Lineage: Eukaryota; Fungi; Mortierellomycota; Mortierellomycetes; Mortierellales; Mortierellaceae. The record is from the annotation of a GenBank genome assembly.
AUGGACUCAACUUCUGCAGCUCCGCUAAGCGAUGCCAAAGUCUUCAAGGAGCAACCUUCCAAGCACAGUGCAUUACCCCAACGCAACAUCUUCAACGUCGAUAUCGUCGACAGUCAGAGCGGCGCCCUUCAAGUACUCGACAGCCUCCAGCGAUCAGGUCCACUCCACUUCAAAGGCUGGGUUCCCAUCGAAGAGACCAAACACGCCAAUGCUAAGGACUCUGGAAAGUUCAUUUACAUCUUUGGCGAGAUUAUCGAAUGGACGCACCAAUUUGAUCCAGCACGUCCCAAGAGGCCAAUCUUUUGGCUGAAGUCGUAUGGAUCUGUCACAACAGUCUAUGAGCCAUACUUUACCCCUUUGGUGAAGGUCUGCUCGUAUCUCGAUGUGCUAGUUCAACUUGUUGUAGAGAUGAGGAUAAAGGACGACUUGAAGGUGCUCAUUCCGCAGGUUGCCGUCCUGCUUGCUGAGCCCGAGUCAAUGGUUUCACGGAUGCUUCAGAGGCACAGGAAACAACUAUUGGCAUUGGGCGCCAGUGACUCUAUUAUCCGAGGAUCGAACUUUUACAAGUCAUGGGCGGCACACCCAGCAGGAUCAUCAGGAAAAUCAAAAUUAAGUCAUUCACCUGGUGUAUUCGGGCAUGUGGAAUAUGAUACUUUUACAGACGACAUAGGAAAAAUCUCUGACAGUGAAAUCGACGCCCAGAGUCCUCACAGCAACCACUACCAAUAUCACUGCCACGUGGGUGACACCGACAAUAGCGACGUCAACGCCAACUCACCGCCACUUGUUGCUUCAAAACCCCUCCUACCGAUCGUAUCCUACGACAUGGCAGACCGCGAAGUCAUUCCAGAACUCGAAACAAAAGUAGAAACAUACGAGGAACUUCCAGCACCAUGUGCAGACGACUUUUGCUUCCUUCACCCCGUGUUCAAUGAUAUUACAUGCAACGCCAUCAGCACUGACAUGCGGUUACUAUCAAGCAAGAGAGUUCUGAGGACCUAUCUCGCUAAGCCGUGGAAGAGACCCGUCAGACCAAAGGCAUGGGAUGUAUCUGCCAAGCAACUCAACAUGGUUCGUCAAAUGCGAGGUGCUUCAAUGAGCUCGGUAACUCAAUUCUUGGAGCCUCUAGAGGCAAUACCAUCGACCACGCCCUUCCAUCAUCUCGCGAUCGAGACUACAGCCGAGAACACCCGAACAUCCCUCGUUCAAGAAACCAUUGCCACUUCAACAUCUUUUGUCAGGAAGAGUCCAAGUCCGGAGAGGUAUCAACGCUAUGAGCGGGACUCUUCGGGCUCGCCUGUUCACCGGAUACGGUUAAAACGCCGCGUGCCUUCGAAUGACAGCAAUCACAGUGGCAAUGAAGACGUCGGUCCUGGCAGGAAGCGGCAGGACGUUGGUCAUCCCUUGCGAACUGAUGUCUCAGAGGAUAACGAUGGCGCAGGAACGGAGAUGAGGACAGGGAGUGCUCAUGGUUCGAUGCGUCGAUCUCUGAGCCGAGGACGGGCGACUAUGAGGAGGAACGAGAUGCAGCCGACAAGGCGGAACAGUCGAUCUAGGAGCAAAGCCAGGCCAGACAUGAAUGCGACUGGGACAGCAUUGAGGCGAAGCGCGCGUUCACGGAGUAAACCCAGACCAUUUGGAAGUUCGAGUGUGAAUGAGAACCAGUCAUCAGGUCGUGCGCAAGGCCGGUCAAAGAGUAGUGGACGAUUCGACAACUUUGAUGACAGCUAUGCGGACGGGCAGUCGGGGCUAGGGUCUGAGAAAGGCGUGGAUAGUUCUGGUUAUGGUCCGGAGCCUGUCUACGAAGAAGUCACUAUACAUGAGCGCGGCCGAUCAAGGACUCCGAAGAGGAUAGAACGGGCGGUAAUUGGGUCAAACGUGAAGAGCGGUUUGAUCAGCAGGUUCUGGAAUGUCUAUCGUGCACCCUCUAUGCUUUUGGCAACGACGACGGUACCGAAGUUCAUGCGGUGCUACAAGUGCCAGGCGUUGAUAAGAUCGUCUGACGACCAUCGGUCGUGUAUGGAGCUGGGCAGCGAGGAAUUCCCCGUUGUUUUGACUGCUGAUGACUGCUGA